This is a messenger RNA of Tricharina praecox, 1326 nucleotides long. Its product is annotated as Sin-like protein conserved region-domain-containing protein. Gene Ontology annotation, biological process: DNA-templated transcription. Gene Ontology annotation, cellular component: nucleus; RNA polymerase III complex. The transcript has 2 exons. NCBI's taxonomy places the organism in Eukaryota, Fungi, Ascomycota, Pezizomycetes, Pezizales, Pyronemataceae. The record is from RefSeq and is a predicted model, not a curated record. Bases 24 to 1160 code for a protein of 378 amino acids.
CACCACUCAACUCAACCCCCACCAUGCCUCCAGCACCAAAGGUCGCCCGUGCCGGCAAGCAAUCCACAUUGCAAUCAGCGACCUCACCGCCAGUACCCAUCGCCACCGAAAUUACAGAAGACACCCCGCUGUUCGGUCCCGGCCCUUCAGGUACGAAUUAUUCCGACUCAGAGGACAACGAGACAACUACCACAUGCAAAGCUCCGGCACCCCCGAGGCUCAAUGUCGACAUCAGCGAUGACGCCAGCGACUCCGAGCCAGCCUCACCCAGCGAGGACGACGACGACUACGAAUCCGACGAGGAUCCCGUAGUCCGCGAGUAUGACAUCUUCAUGACCGAGGAACUCGCUGAGAGCCUAUAUCUAUUCCAGUACCCGGUGCGCUCAAAGACGAAGCCGUACAACAAGGCGCAGAGCUCGUGUCCCGUCGACGCGAGGUGGAAACCGAAGGCAGGACUGGUGGAAGUUGAUGUGCCCGUUAAUACCGCGAUCAACUUCGAUCAAGAAAAGGGCAGGAUCUGGGGUGAUGUGCUGAGGAAGAAUCAACAGGCGAAGGAGAGCGGGUUGCCAGGGAAGGCGAUCGGUCCGAGGGCGGGGAAGAGGAGGAAGGUUAAGGGAGAGGAUGAUGAUGAGGAAGAGGACGAUAUUAUGUUCGUGGACUUCCAGGAGGCGGUCAAGAAGGGGAGGAUAUUGAGUAAACAGACACUGGGAAGUAAGAUACAGGCCGAUGAAGCCAAGUAUAUGGUUGGGGUCUUUACGGGCGACCAACUACACGUCACUCCGGUUCGCUCCACCCUUCAACUACGACCUCAGUUCUAUCACGUCGACGCGCAACAUGCUGCAGAGAGGGCGCAAAGCAGGUCUCUCCGCGACGCCGAGGAGCCUGAGAAACCAGCGCAGGCCCGCGCGGUGCACAUGACAGUCAACCAGGAAGUGUCCCAGAUGAGCUCGACUAUGAAGGCAUUGCGUCUCGCCGAAGAGGAGGAAUGGAAGAAGCUGCACUGGAUAGAUCAAGACGAGGAUGCAGCAUGGGACCAGUACGAGAUGCUCUGCCUCAAGGAUCCUGAGCUCGCGAAGAAGCUGAAGUGCAGUACUUCGAAGAGCGAGUAUAUGGAUUGGCUCAGCGGCGCCAUGCAGAGGAAGGGUCUGACUAGUAAAUGAAGAGGGUUUACUUCUCGGCGGGGAAAAGUUUCUAGGAACGGAGUUUACGGUGCAUUAUAUUAAUGGGCUGAAUAUCGCUUUUUUUUUUGCUAUGAUGCAGAGAGGCCUCGAAGCUUUCUUAUGGGGGCAAGAAUAGAUUUUUAGAAUUGAACAAACCAAAGACUUU